AUGGUAGAUGGGGAGGAACCAGAACUGCCCGAUAUGGAUUUCUACGUGGGCCGUGACCAGACACAAAAGAGGCUUCGAAGCUUCGGAAUGCUCUUGCAAAAUGCGCAAUCAUAUCACAUCGAUGGGGCGACCACGGACUCAGCUCCCAGCAGUACGAGGAACUAA
Molecule: messenger RNA, 165 nt
Organism: Letharia columbiana
Lineage: Eukaryota; Fungi; Ascomycota; Lecanoromycetes; Lecanorales; Parmeliaceae
Exons: 1
Coding region: 1-165 (54 amino acids)
Source: RefSeq, a predicted model, not a curated record